Molecule: messenger RNA, 307 nt
Organism: Baudoinia panamericana UAMH 10762
Lineage: Eukaryota; Fungi; Ascomycota; Dothideomycetes; Mycosphaerellales; Teratosphaeriaceae
Exons: 1
Coding region: 13-240 (75 amino acids)
Source: RefSeq, a predicted model, not a curated record
UCAUCAUUCACGAUGAAGGCACCCUCAACAGCGCUUCUGAAAGCCUUCUCGCCUUUAUGGCAACCACCAACACCAACAUGGACGGCGAAGGGAUGCUUAGCGCAGCAAUGCGCAGGCUUUUCCUCAUCGGCGCAUCGCAUGGCGCGGGAUAGCAGUAAGAAGAACCUACGUCCCAAGACGGACAUGAGAAUCAGUACGUCAAGCGAACAGCAUAAGUCGAGACUACAGUGGGAAGACUGACACGCAACAGCCGUCAUCCGCUACCAUCUCCAACACCCUAAAACCCCUCGACCUCUGCGCUUCUCAC